Molecule: messenger RNA, 3926 nt
Organism: Hemiscyllium ocellatum (epaulette shark)
Lineage: Eukaryota; Metazoa; Chordata; Chondrichthyes; Orectolobiformes; Hemiscylliidae
Product: serpin H1-like
Exons: 6
Coding region: 230-1441 (403 amino acids)
Biological process (GO): negative regulation of endopeptidase activity; collagen fibril organization
Cellular component (GO): endoplasmic reticulum
Molecular function (GO): serine-type endopeptidase inhibitor activity
Source: RefSeq, a predicted model, not a curated record
AAACUUGCCUGGUUCGAAGUUCAGCCUUUAAAUAAAACCUGUAAGGAAGCUCUGUUCAUCCGGCUUUCCAGAACUUUUUAAGCAGACAGCCGCGUUUAGGGGGCCUUGGCCGAAGAACCAAAAGGACCAGGAAAUCUCAGGGAGUGAGAGAAAGCAGAAUGACAAAGACAAAAGUUGACAUCACUUUGACAAAAUUUCAAGGAUUAGAGUGCCCCCUUCUGCUGGAACCAUGUGGGUGAGCAAGCUGCUGAUCGUGGUGCUCCUGGCUGUCGCAGUGGCUGAGGAGAAGCUGGGUGAACACACAGCCGCCCUAGCAGACAGCAGCAUCAAACUGGGCCUGAGCCUCUACCACACUGUGGCCAAAGACCAGGGCGCUGAGAACAUCCUCCUCUCUCCCGUGGUGGUCGCUUCUUCACUCGGCCUAGUGUCCCUCGGUGCCAAGGAGAAGACCGCCAGCGAAGCAAAGGCAGUGCUGGACAUGGGUAAGGUGCAAGAUGACAAGCUGCACGUGGCGCUGUCCCAGCUACUCACUGAGGUCAGCAACUCCACCGCACGCAACGUGACCUGGAGGAUGGGCAGCCGGCUGUACGGCCCAAGCUCGGUCACCUUUGCUGAGGAUUUUGUGAAGAAGAGCAAAAAGCACUACAACUACGAGCCCUCCAAGAUCAACUUCCGGGACAAGAAGGGAGCCUUGAAGUCCAUCAACGAGUGGGCGGCAGAGACCACUGAUGGCAAAGUCGCCGAGGCAACCAAAGACCUGUCGAAAACAGAUGGAGCUAUGAUCAUCAAUGCGAUGUUCUUCAAACCUCACUGGGAUGAGAAAUUCCACCAUAGGAUGGUGGACCAGCGCAGUUUCAUGGUGAGUCGGUCUCUUUCGGUUGCGAUCGACAUGAUGCAUCGUACAGGUCUUUAUAACUUUUAUAAGGAUGACACCAACCAGGUGAAUGUGCUGGAAAUGCCCCUGGCCCACCAGUUAUCCAGCAUGGUCUUCUUCAUGCCUCACAACGUGCAGCCUCUGGACAACCUGGAGAAACUGCUGACCAAGGAGCAGAUCAAAACCUGGCUGGGCAAGCUCCAGAAAAGGGCUGUGGCAAUCUCCUUGCCAAAAGUCAAGCUGGGGGUCAGCCACGAGCUGCAGAAACAUCUGGCCAGUAUUGGUCUGACCACAGCGGUUGACAAGACCAAAGCUGACUUGUCAAAGAUCUCUGGGAAGAAGGACCUGUACCUGGCCAAUGUUCUCCAUGCUGCGGCUCUGGAAUGGAGUACUGAUGGAAACCCCUACGAUGCCUUCCUAUAUGGGCGGGAGGAGCUGAAGAACCCUGAGGUCUUCUAUGCCGAUCACCCUUUCUUCUUCUUGGUCAAGGACAAGAGGACAAACUCCAUUCUCUUCAUUGGGCGAUUGGUGAAGCCUGAGGGCAGCAAGAUGCACGAUGAACUGUAACCACUGCUCCGCUACGAUGCUGAAGUCGCAGAUGGUAUAGCUGGUGCUCAAAUUGCAACAUGCCUUUAAGUUGUUCUUUUUUUUUCUCCCCCCUAAAAAAAAGUCAACUAUUCCAUCUUGCAGAUUUGACAUCCUGUCUUUGGGUUAGUGACCAUCUCCAACCCCCAAUUCGGUGGGAUAUUGUCAGCUAGUUUACAGCCUGUUUGUCCCCAAAACCCCCUCUCUAAAUUUUGGGUGGACUUGAACCAAGAAAUUUGAGGCUUAGAAGUCCACUCUGCCUCCAGUGAAAUUUGUAUCAUUGCUUCCACCUCAAUGUUUGUACUUUUAAUCAUUAGCAGAAAUUGGAAAAGAUACUAUACAGAAGCAAAUCAAACUAAAAUCCUAAACUGAUCUAGUUUCUGCCAGCAGAUAUGCCCCUCCCCCAGAAAGCCUGCUUCCACUCUGUCUCAUCCUGCCCCAUUUUGGCCAAUUCCUGUCUCCCUCACUUGACCUUCGCUUUAAAUGUGUCACUGUAAUCUGCUUCAGCCUUUCCAUCCACAUUCUAACCACUCCCUGAGUAAGCAAGUUUCCUCUGAAUUCCCAAUGGGUUUAAGUUACUGUCUUUCUAUUGAUUAGACAAAACAAGUUGACCACGUCUAGAUUUUUUUUUCUUGUCCAUGGGAUGUGGACAGUGUUGCCUGGGCCAGUAUUUAUGCUUCAAGCUUAAUUGCCCCUUGUGAAGGUGGGGGUUAGCUGCCUUCUUGAACAACUGCUGUCCAUGUGCCGUAGGUAGACCCACAGUGCCCUUAGGGAGGGAGUUCCAGAAUUUUGACCCAGUGACACAGAAACGGUGAUGUAUUUCCCUGUCAGGAUGGUGGGUGGCUUGGAGGGGAACUUACAGGUGGUGGUGUACCCAUGUAUCUGCUGCCCUUGUCCUUGAUGGAAGUGGUUGUGGAUUUGGAAGGUGCUGUCGGAGGAGCAUUGGUGAAUUCCUGCAGUCCGUCUUAUCGAGGGUAUACACUGCUGCUACUGUCAGUGGUGGGGGUAGUGCAUUUUGAAGAUGAUGAAUCAGGUUCCAAUGAAACGGGUUCCUUGGUCCUGGAUAGUGUCAAUCUGUCUUUUCUCAUGGGGUGCACUUUCAAAUUCUGAGUGGCUAUGUUCGGGAACAGUUUGAACACGGUCAGCUUUGUGCACUGGUCAUCAUUGGAAGCUGAUGUAUCGUGUUCACUUGGAGCAGAAAUAGAUGCUCACCAGCAGAUUGCAUUGAGCAAUUAGUAUAUUACCAACAUUUGGGUGAUGGUAUCUGUCUAUUACAGCUGGCAGUUAGCUGAGGUGACUGUGCAGCGUUUAAAUCAGUCUAGAUGCACUGGAGUACAUUACUUUGAAUUUUCAGACCAGACUAGUCUGUUUUGACUUGUGUACCAUAAUGAUGUCCUUUCAACUUUUUUCAUCUGGACCUAUCACCCUGUUCUGUUUUAUUUAACUUCCCUUUGAAUAUUUCAGAUGCAAUUUCCCUCAAUGCCUUCAUGUUAAAUAAAAGUCCAUGCUCUGGCUGCUGAAUUCCCUCUUGGAAUGAAUUUGUGAUCAUCUGAUGAGUUUGGGACCCCACUCAGUGCUUUGCUGAAGUUGUACUCCGGUGUGAAAUAAACCUGGUGGGAACUUGGAGGUUCUGUCCAAGGUGAAGUUCAAAAAAAUGAUCAUCAGAAUGUCAUGUUGGAGCUCGUGGGGGAGGGGGGUGGUGGGGGAGAGAGAGACUAGGGGAGAUCCAGCCUCUGAGAUCCCAUCCCUCCUCGCUUCUCAGCUGUGACUGUUCAGUUCCUGAUGGUUUAUUCUAAAUGACUGACUGCAGACCUGGCUCAGUAUGAGCUGGGUUAAGUGCAGGGCUGGUAUCCCAGAGGUGUUUGACAUGCCACUUGGAAAACUGACUUAUCCCAGCGGAGGUGAUGUGUUACACUUUACUGAGUCUGAGCUGCUAUGGUAACACUUUUUUUUACAAGUAUGUCAUCAGGAGCUGUGUACAGAAACAGUAAAGGUACCAAUGUUCUUUCCAUCACACCCAACUGAUCUAGAAUCCCUCCUCUUGUCAAUGACAGGAUUUGUAGUCUGGAUAUUUCUUGGCCGUGGGCCUUGAACCUGGAGCAGAUGCAGUGACAUUACUCACUGCCCCAUAAACUUUACUCUAAGGAAUACCAAAGCCUGUGCAAAAUUGUUUGUUGUCAAUAAAAAGACCCUUGUGCAUGUUAGCCAGCAAUACUUGGGGAUGAUUAGGAAUAAGGUUGAAUCGUUUUAUAUUGGGAGCAGUUCAUGUAUACCCUGAACAGGGGUUUGGUGAUGAAAUAUUGCAGAGAGAAAGUUCUUCCGUUGAUCUACCCAGCGACUGACCUUGGAUUUACUUGUUACAGAAAUUCUUGGACCACAGUCUGUGAAGAUGGUUUAGUGGUAACUGUUACAACAUUCGUGUUAAACCACUUUUUGGUUAUGUUUCACAAUAAAAUUUGAAAAGACA